CUGAUUCAUAAUAAAAGAAAAAGGUGCAUAAAACAAUCAUUGAAAAUACACACAGAGCAUUAAGACUUGCAAACAAACGAUGGCCGCCACAUUAAAACCGUAUUUGACUGCCGUGCGGCAUUCGUUGACAGCAGCAAUGUGUCUGCAGGACUUUCCGUCGCAAGUUGUCGAACGCCACAACAAGCCGGAGGUGGAAAUUUGCUCAAGCAAGGAACUGGUGCUCACGCCCAUUGUCGUCUCCCGCAACGAGAGGGAGAAGGUGCUGAUUGAGCCGUCCAUUAAUUCGGUGCGUGUUAGUAUCGCUGUAAAACAGGCCGAUGAAAUUGAGCGCAUCUUGUGCCACAAGUUCACACGCUUCAUGAUGCGUCGCGCCGAAUCCUUCAUUAUAUUGCGACGCAAACCAAUCGAGGGAUACGACAUUAGCUUCCUAAUCACGAACUUUCACACGGAGCAGAUGUACAAGCACAAGCUGGUCGACUUUGUCAUCAGUUUCAUGGAGGAGAUCGACAAGGAAAUUAGCGAAAUGAAACUGGCGGUCAAUGCACGAGCUCGCACCUGUGCCGAGGAAUUCCUGAAGCGGUUUUAGUUGCUACUACAUUGUUGAAAUAUUGCUUCAAUCCAUAAAUAAAUGUGUGUUUUCUAUAACAAUCA
This is a messenger RNA of Drosophila grimshawi, 651 nucleotides long. RefSeq names its product actin-related protein 2/3 complex subunit 4 (gene Arpc4). Bases 80 to 586 code for a protein of 168 amino acids. Gene Ontology annotation, molecular function: actin filament binding. The transcript has a single exon. The record is from RefSeq and is a predicted model, not a curated record. Gene Ontology annotation, cellular component: Arp2/3 protein complex; actin cytoskeleton. NCBI's taxonomy places the organism in Eukaryota, Metazoa, Arthropoda, Insecta, Diptera, Drosophilidae. Gene Ontology annotation, biological process: Arp2/3 complex-mediated actin nucleation; actin filament polymerization.